Macadamia integrifolia is the source of this 1288-nucleotide messenger RNA. Its product is annotated as choline-phosphate cytidylyltransferase 1-like. Gene Ontology annotation, biological process: CDP-choline pathway. Gene Ontology annotation, molecular function: choline-phosphate cytidylyltransferase activity; phosphatidylcholine binding. The record is from RefSeq and is a predicted model, not a curated record. The coding region runs from base 137 to 1042 and encodes 301 amino acids. The transcript has 8 exons. NCBI's taxonomy places the organism in Eukaryota, Viridiplantae, Streptophyta, Magnoliopsida, Proteales, Proteaceae.
CUGCCGGAACGAUCGGAUAUUUUUGAAAGAAAGAAACAGAGCAAAAUCGGUGAGAACUGAGAAGGGAAAGGGAAACAACACCUAGAGAGAGAGAACGCGGCAGCGAAGUCUCACAGUCAGGGGGGAGAGACAGAGAAUGGAGAAUCAAAACGAGACGAAUGGUGGUGAGGCAGAGGCCAACAAGCCCGUGCGUGUUUACGCUGAUGGAAUCUAUGAUCUCUUCCACUUCGGUCAUGCUCGCUCCCUUGAGCAGGCCAAGAAACUGUUCCCGAAUACCUACCUACUUGUUGGAUGCUGCAAUGAUGAGACCACUCACAAGUAUAAAGGCAAAACUGUCAUGACCGAAUCUGAGCGCUAUGAAUCUCUUCGCCACUGCAGAUGGGUUGAUGAGGUUAUUCCUGAUGCUCCCUGGGUGAUGACACAAGAGUUCCUUGACAAGCAUAAAAUUGAUUAUGUGGCUCACGAUUCUCUUCCUUAUGCUGAUGCAAGUGGAGCUGGAAAGGAUGUCUAUGAAUUUGUUAAAUCCAUUGGCAAGUUCAAGGAAACCAAGCGGACCAAGGGGAUCUCUACAUCAGAUAUUAUAAUGAGGAUCCUCAAGGAUUAUAACCAGUAUGUGAUGCGGAACUUGGCCCGUGGAUAUUCAAGGAAGGAACUGGGAGUUAGUUAUGUGAAGGAGAAGCGGCUGAGAGUGAAUAUGGGUUUAAGGAAACUACAGGAGAAAGUGAAGCAACAACAAGAAAAAGUUGGUGAAAAGAUACAAACUGUGGCAAAAACUGCUCGAAUGCAUCGUAAUAUCUGGGUGGAGAAUGCAGAUAGUUGGGUCGCUGGUUUCCUCGAGAUGUUUGAGGAAGGUUGCCACAAAAUGGGAACAGCUAUCAGAGACCAUAUUCAAGAGCGAUUGAAGGGACAGCAGGCAAGGGGGCUCAUGUAUCUGCCAGAUGAUGAUAAAGAUGAGGAUGGGGAUGAGUAUGACUAUGAAGAAUACUACGAUGAUGAUGAGAAUGGAGAAGAAGAAGAAGGAGAAGAAGAAGAAGAAAAAUAGGAAUACUAUGAUGAAAACGAUGAAAAAGAAGACAAAAAGUAGGGAGGUUCCUCCCUAGCAUACAAUAGGUGAUAAUAUUAUGUUGGUAUCUGUGGUGGUGUUAUGUAAAAAGAAUCUACUAGUAUAGUUAGAAAGGAUUACAGAAGCAGUGAGAUCAAAGUCUGUUUGCUGAGACCAUCAUGGAGUUCAACUUUGAGAGUUAAAAAGAAAAAUUAGAAAAGAAAUUCCUUACAACUUCUUUCUUCA